Daldinia decipiens is the source of this 1803-nucleotide messenger RNA. Its product is annotated as MFS general substrate transporter. Gene Ontology annotation, molecular function: transmembrane transporter activity. The coding region runs from base 1 to 1803 and encodes 600 amino acids. NCBI's taxonomy places the organism in Eukaryota, Fungi, Ascomycota, Sordariomycetes, Xylariales, Hypoxylaceae. The transcript is spliced from 5 exons. Gene Ontology annotation, biological process: transmembrane transport. The record is from RefSeq and is a predicted model, not a curated record.
AUGUCUAUCUCGGCGGCGGAUACCGUUACGAAUUCCAUCGAUAUUUCGGGUCCCUGGGAAGACAAGGGGCUAUACGACAUCGAUCUUGUUGAUACAUCCAAAACCCCGUCCAGGGAAAACAUCACCCAAGACGAUGAAGAGAAUGAAUACCCAACAGGACUCAAACUACACCUGAUUAUCCUAUCUCUCUGCAUGGGUGUCUUCCUUGUAGCCCUCGACCAGACCAUUAUCGCCCCGGCGCUGGGCGCUAUUACCAGUGAAUAUGGUAGCGUGGGGGACAUAGGUUGGUACGGUAGCUCGUACCUCUUGACCUCGACCGCACUACAACCGCUAUACGGCAAAGUAUACCGGAUCUUCGACAUCAAGUACUCAUUCCUAGGCGCUAUCGCACUCUUCGAACUUGGCAGCUUGGUCUCGGCCAUGGCGCCCUCUUCCACAGCCUUCAUCAUCGGACGGGCCGUAGCGGGAAUGGGCAGCGCAGGUUUGUUCUCUGGCUCAAUCGUCAUCUUAUCGUACACUCUGCCUCUUCGGAGACGACCUCUCAUGUUCGGUAUGUUCGGCUGCAUGUGGGGUAUCGCGUCCGUCGCCGGGCCCCUGCUAGGGGGCGCCUUCACGGACCAUCUCACCUGGAGAUGGUGUUUCUAUAUCAACCUGCCGAUCGGGGGACUCGCGAUGGCGGUGAUAUUCUUCUUCCUGAAAAUUGCCCGGGUUAACAAUCCGGACGGCCAACCUUUCCUCGCGCGGGUUCUGGAACUUGACUUGAUAGGGGCUGUGGUAUUAAUGCCGGCGAUCAUCAUGUUACUCCUCGCGCUCCAAUGGGGAGGUUCUCGGUUUCCGUGGAGCGACCGCCGUAUUAUCGGCUUAUUUGCCGGUGCUGGUGCCAUGGCCCUGAUCUUUAUUGGCAUUGAGCAUUACCAGCAGGACAAGGGCUUGUUACCUCCAAGGUUCUUCAAGGAUCGAAACUUGUUGUGCGCUAUGCUAUUUGCCGCCUUCUUCGGAGCCUCGUUCUUCCCCCUAAUCUAUUAUCUUUCCCUCUACUUCCAAGCCAUACAGGGAGACAGCGCCGUCAGGGCAGGCAUCAAGCUCUUACCCCUCCUCAUAUCCGUAGUCGUCAGCUCGAUCAUCUCAGGUGCCCUCAUCACCGCCACCGGUUACUACAACCCGUUUAUCCUAGUUGAGAUCGCCAUGGUCGCCGUCGGCGCGGGACUGAUCACGACCUUGGACCUGCAUACCCCCUUUGCCAACUGGUUCGGGUACCAGGUCCUCGACGGGCUGGGCGUAGGCAUCGGAUUUCAGGCCAGUGUCAUCGUAGUGCAGAAUGUAGUUUCGAGAGAGCUGGUUCCGCAGGCUACGUCGUGUGUGCAAUUCUUCCAGUCUCUCGGCGGCGCCCUCUUCAUCGCCGUCGCCCAAACCGUAUUCCAAAACGGCCUCAUCAACGGCCUAGCCCGCGACGCGCCACACCUCGACCCCGAACUCUUUACGCACAGCGGCGCGUCCCAGGUCCGGCAGGUCCUAUCGUCCAUCGGCCAAGAACGCAUGCUCAACGCCGUGCUAGGCGCUUACAUGAGCGGCCUGCGGCACACGUAUUACAUCUCGGCAGCCGCGGCGACUGUGGCGUUCCUCGCCGCGCUAGGCCUCCAGUGGAAGAAGAUCGAGAAGAAGGGCGAUGGCAACGCGGCUACGGCCGCAGGCGAGAUCUGGAGAGCGUGUACGCCGGCUGCUGAGUUUGAUACGUUUUAUGAGGGGGCGGGCGAGUUAUGUGCUGCGUCGAAGCUGCAGAAACGCCGGCGUGGGUAUCCUUAA